CUGAUGAGCAGACUGCGCCUGUUGGUGGACUGGUUGGGUUAGCGAGAGUUGUUUAACCGGUGUUCACAAACGCCACUAACACAGUAGAGAGGAUUGUCUGCGAUUAUCAACAGCCAGGCCGUCUCAGUGACUCGUUUAGGUUCGUACUUUGGCUGUGGAGGUUUAACAGUAACUCGUUUUAAGUAGGGAUUAACGCCAAGCGGUAGGCAAACUCCACCUGUUAUUUUCGAUACUGUGGGGCGAAGUUAGCCACCGUCAACGUUGUACUAUUAGCCAGCAUUAGCCAUUUGUGACAACCUCAUCUCAUGUUGCGUAUUAUCACACGGUUGACAACAUGCUGCAGUAACUAAUACACCUGUUAACAUUGUUAAAACCAUGGCCGCCUGGGGGAUGAAAGGCUGCUCUGGUUCGGAGAGCUGCCCAACGUCCCCUCCCAAUUCCACCAUGGCCUAUUGCUACUCAGCCCGCAUUCGCAGUACCGUACUCCAGGGCUUACCUUUUGGAGGAGUACCCACUGUCCUCGCGCUUGACUUUAUGUGCUUCUUGGGGCUGUUGUUUGUGUUCUCCAUCUUGAGAAAAGUAGCAUGGGAUUAUGGGCGGCUCGCUCUGGUGACCGACGCUGACAGACGAAUGGAUCAGCGGUACAGUCGCCUGGAUGAUCGGGAAUAUAUGUCCUCAGGAAUGACAUCAGAGACAACUGAACGCUACGAACGUCUGACUUCAGUUUCCAGUUCUGUAGACAUUGAACAGAAAGACGUGGGUUUCUGCUCCUGGUUAACUGCUAUCUUCCGUAUUAAAGUGGAGGAGAUAAGAGAGAAGUGUGGCGAGGACGCUGUGCAUUACUUGUCCUUUCAGCGUCACAUCAUUGGCCUGCUGGUGGUGGUGGGCGUGCUCUCUGUGGGCAUUAUCUUACCUGUUAACUUUUCAGGAACCCUACUUGAUAAUAACGCCUAUAGUUUUGGGCGAACCACUAUAGCAAACUUGAACGCUGAUAAUAAACUCUUGUGGCUACACACUAUCUUUGCCUUUCUCUACCUGCUACUGACUGUGUACAGCAUGAGAAGACACACUUCCAAGAUGCAUUAUAAAGAGGAUGAUCUGGUAAAACGUACUCUGUUUGUCAAUGGGAUCUCCAAAUAUGCUGAAGAGAACGAGAUAAGGCAACACUUCGAGCACGCUUAUGAAAAUUGUACAGUGUUGGAAGCCCGGAUAUGUUACAAUGUGGCCAGACUGAUGUACCUCAAUUCUGAAAGGAAGAAGACAGAACGCAGCAAGAAAUUCUUCUUGGACCUGCAGGCCAGAGAGCACAUUACCACCAUGAUCAAUCCAAAGCUCUGUGGACACCUUUGCUGUUGCAUCAUAAAAGGCUGUGAGCAGGAAGAAGCAGUAAGUUACUACACCAAGCUGGAGGGACAACUCAAAGAGGACUACAGGAAGGAGAGGGAGAAGGUCAACAGGAAACCCUUAGGAAUGGCAUUCGUCACUUUUCAGAAUGAGUCCAUGACUGCCAUAAUUUUGAAAGACUUCAAUGCUUGUAAGUGUCAGGGCUGUCACUGUCGUCGGGAGCCUAAGAGUUCUCAGUUCAGUGGCAAACUACACACACACAACUGGACUGUCAGCUAUGCUCCUGAUCCACAGAAUGUUUACUGGGAGCAUCUGUCGGUGGGAGGAUUCUCCUGGUGGAUCCGCUGCUUUGUCAUCAACUCUGUCCUCUUCCUCCUCCUGUUCUUCCUCACCACCCCUGCCAUCAUCAUCUCCACCAUGGACAAAUUCAAUGUGACAAAACCAGUGGAGUAUCUCAAUAAUCCAAUCAUCACUCAGUUCUUCCCCACCCUCCUUCUGUGGUCUUUCUCUGCCUUGCUCCCUACCAUUGUUUACUACUCUGCCUUCUUUGAAGCACAUUGGACCCGCUCAGGGGAGAACAGGACAACAAUGCACAAAUGCUACACUUUCCUGAUCUUUAUGGUCCUGUUGCUGCCCUCCUUAGGACUCAGCAGUUUGGAUGUUUUCUUUCGCUGGUUUUUUGACAAAAGAUUUAUUGCUGAUGCAAAAGUGAGAUUUGAGUGUGUAUUUCUUCCUGACAACGGAGCCUUCUUUGUCAACUACGUCAUUGCGUCUGCAUUCAUUGGAAAUGCCAUGGACCUGCUGAGAAUACCUGGACUUCUAAUGUACAUGAUCCGUCUGUGUAUGGCUCGCUCUGCAGCUGAGCGGAGGAAUGUCAAAAGGCACCAGGCUUAUGAAUUCCAGUUUGGAGCAGCCUAUGCCUGGAUGAUGUGUGUUUUCACUGUGGUCAUGACCUACAGCAUCACCUGCCCCAUCAUCGUCCCUUUUGGGCUGAUGUACAUGCUCUUGAAGCACUUGGCAGACAGGUACAACAUGUACUACGCUUAUCUGCCCACCAAACUGGACAAGAAGAUCCACUCAGGGGCGGUCAACCAAGUGGUGGCGGCUCCCAUUCUCUGCCUGUUUUGGCUCCUGUUCUUUUACACUGUUCGCUCUGGUUUUUCUGCUGCAACAUCUAUGUUCACAUUUGUAGUAUUGAUCAUCACAAUCAUUAUCUGCCUCUCUCACGUUUGCUUUGGACACUUCAAAUAUCUCAGUGCACACAACUACAAGAUCGAUGCCCAGGACAUUGAUGGAGCAGAGAAUGGAAAUGUCGUGUGUACUCCUGCCACGAACAAGGCAGCGCAAAUGUACAUCGCUCAGGUACUUCAGGAUCCAAAUUCAGGAGAAGCUGGGUCAGGCAGUGGGGAGGACGAUGGCCAGGGGUCCUCGCAGGACGAGGAGAUAAUAAAUGUUGAAAAUGGCCUGAAUGAGGAUUUCCAGUCUGGUGAAGACAGCCUCAUUGAUAAUGAAGUGCGACACUGAUGCUGCCAGGACCAUUAGAAAAAUGUAACUUGACAAGUGCACUGAACAUGUGAACUAAACUACAAACUGAACCAACAGUUCUCCAAAGCAUCUAAUCCUCCACUGAGGGAUCUUACCUGCGCUAACAUGAGCACACUGUCUACCAAUCACGUAACAGAUUGUUUUCAUGGAUGCUUCUUUUUCCUCCACUGGAUCUCAACAAAACAAUAAAACUGCAGAGGAAGUGCAAUUUGACAGGGCAGAAACACUUUUCUGACCCACUAUAGGUGAGGAGUACCCUAAAGCACUGCACGUGGACCCAUGAAUGAAAAGACACUAAUGCACAAAUGAAGAAUUUUAACCUGGCCUUGAAAGGGUUGUGAUACUCUUGUCUGUAUUUUUGUAACAUUGUUGUACUUCAGAGAGAGGACCUGUACUGUGAGCAAGUAGCUGAAGAGGAGGCAUUCACACCAGCAGACACACUGCUCUGUGCAGAUGUGAUAGUUUGAGAAAAAUGGUUCUUCCAAUUCUAAAUCUCUUAGGGAAAAAAAAACACCUAACACUCCUGUACGGUUAAAAACAACCGAUAAAUCAAAUGACACACUACAUUUACAGAUCCUUUUCUUCUUUUUAUUAUUAUUAUUAUUAAGCUUUCAUCCCUGAGCUUUUGUCGGUACUGCUGUAAUACUGCUGCUACUGAUGUUGCCCCCCCACCACCACCAGGGUGCGAUCUGCAGGUGGCCAAGAUCCUGCAGAUCCUGCUGGGAGACAAGAGAAAGAGCCCUCUUUCUGAAUAUUUUGGGUCAAAUUCACAUCAUACUCAUGAUGACUAGUUCUCUGUAGCUAUUGUUGUUUUUUUGUUUUGUUUUUUUCAUUUACAUUGAUUUUUUUUUUGUAUGUUUACAUUUGUUUGUAGAGAUUUUUUAAUCAUUUUUCAAUUUCGGUUUGUAUUAAUAAUGUUCCAAGUCAGGUUAUUGAUCUCCUACCACUCUGACAUUUUUCAGGUUUGCCACUGGCCACUUUCAAAGUGGACUUUUACAUUAUGACUUACACUGUGCAAAUCCAUGAAUACAUAUCAAAUCAAGACCCCCCGGCCACACAUAAAAACAACACACAGUUGAUCAUGUAUUUUCGACUCAGGAUUGAAGCGUCUGUUUUCUGCACACGCCGCAUAAAAAAACCAUUAAAACCAUUGUGGGUAAAGCAAGAUGGAGUGAUGUAGAUGAAAUACCACUAUAGUCAGUCAGUAUAGAUCAGUUAUUAUCCUUGUAAUCAGUAAUAUAGAAAUGUAUAAUAGAGCUGCUCUGAGAACCAUAGUGAGACAUGUGCACUAAUCUUCUUCUCACUUAUAUGAUUGAAUGAGGAGUUUGUCCUGAGUUGGUAAGAUCGCUACAGUGUUGAAUUCAAACUCCUUCCCUGAUAAUGGCGCUGCGCAAAAGUUGUUAAUUGCAAUUGAAGAUAAUUACAGGCUCCUCUAGUCAUGACAAGGUGAUCUUAGUAUCGUUAUUUUUAAUACCUUUUCAUUUUCUUUUAUACCUCUGAGAUGUAAAUCUCUGAAUGUGUCCUGUCAAAGUAACAAACUGUCUCGGUUCAAGGGAGAUGCCUAAAAAUAUCAUAUAAAAACCUCAUCUUUGUUUUUAUUGAAAACACUGAAUGUAACAUAAUUCCAUAGCUUUCAAAGGGGCUUGAGACGAUGAUCACUGUUUUUUCUGUCCCUGAAGCGUGGACCAGUGUCUGACCAGUACUAUACAACUGUAUGUGCUGGAGUCCAGUCCAAGUACACAUGUACUGUACAUUUGUCAGUGUGGUGGUAGCAUUAAGUUCCAGUCCUUAUUCCUAAUCUGGGAUCACGAUAACGUGUUUUAUUUUGUAUUUACACAAGGUCUGUAUUAACAGUGGAACUCACUGGAAAUAAAUGCAUGUUAUUGUUUUUUUUUUUUUUUAACAACUCACCAUUAGACAUGCUCAGCUUGUUUCAAUGUCAUAUUUAAAAUGGACAGUAAAUAUCUCAUCUCAUACCAAGUGAAAUGUGUUUUGUGCGCUGUGCUCAUAUAUGAAUGUAUGACUGUGCUUAUAAUUGUCAAUCGAAAAAGAAUCAGCCCUUGAGAUAUACAGUAUAUAAAAUAAUUGGUUAUUUUGAAAAACAGCUGCUAGGCUAGUGAUGGUAUUACAUUCAGCAUUUAUGCCUUGUGCUGUAUGUGAUGGUUAUUUUUAAAAUGUAUUUGCCGAUUAGCAUGGCUAAAUUAUAAAAGUGAAAACAAACUUUAAUUUACAAUUUAGUCAAUACAUUUUUUGAAAAUGAGAUGACAUUCAGAAAUGAACGUAACCAAAUGUGUGUGUGUGUGUACAUAUAUCUUAUAGAAAUAUACUGUUAUGAGAAAUGGUUAAUCUAAUUAAAGCAUAAUUUUAAAAAAA
This is a messenger RNA of Cynoglossus semilaevis (tongue sole), 5262 nucleotides long. RefSeq names its product CSC1-like protein 2. The record is from RefSeq and is a predicted model, not a curated record. Gene Ontology annotation, cellular component: plasma membrane. Gene Ontology annotation, molecular function: calcium-activated cation channel activity; nucleic acid binding. The transcript is spliced from 24 exons. The coding region runs from base 376 to 2868 and encodes 830 amino acids. Lineage: Eukaryota; Metazoa; Chordata; Actinopteri; Pleuronectiformes; Cynoglossidae.